Molecule: messenger RNA, 276 nt
Organism: Cordyceps fumosorosea ARSEF 2679
Lineage: Eukaryota; Fungi; Ascomycota; Sordariomycetes; Hypocreales; Cordycipitaceae
Exons: 1
Coding region: 1-276 (91 amino acids)
Source: RefSeq, a predicted model, not a curated record
AUGCCUACCAUCAAACAAAUCUUGGCAAUAAUCGAGUACCAUAAAGACCUGAGCGAAUCCCAGCAACGGGAACACACCGAGCACGGCUACCAUCAAGCCAAGAGUCAUAUGAGAGAGAUCCUUUACUUUAUCAACCAGUAUCAAGUACCGGACAAAGAAGGCCUGCGAAAAUACGCGGAGGAGCAGAUCAAACGCUGCGACGAGAAGCUCAAAGAGAUAAAGGGCAAAGGGAAGCUCCGCAAAGUCAUCGACAAGUUUUGCGCCAACACGAACUAA